Messenger RNA from Charadrius vociferus (killdeer), 1090 nucleotides. RefSeq names its product ERI1 exoribonuclease family member 3 (gene ERI3). Bases 18 to 794 code for a protein of 258 amino acids. Gene Ontology annotation, biological process: exonucleolytic trimming to generate mature 3'-end of 5.8S rRNA from tricistronic rRNA transcript (SSU-rRNA, 5.8S rRNA, LSU-rRNA). Lineage: Eukaryota; Metazoa; Chordata; Aves; Charadriiformes; Charadriidae. Gene Ontology annotation, molecular function: nucleic acid binding; 3'-5'-RNA exonuclease activity. The record is from RefSeq and is a predicted model, not a curated record. The transcript has 7 exons.
AUGCCUCUGGAUGUUCAAUGAUAGUACUCCUCCAUACUGGAGCAGCAAAGAUUCCCCAAAACUUACUUCCAAGGGCAAGACAAGCUGUGUGCUCCCUCCUCCCGGCUGGUGUUCUCAAAGGGUACCGCUCCAUCGUAAGCAGGAAACUGGCGUCCCACGGCUUUGGAGCUUCCAUGGCAGCAAUGUCAUCCUUCCCUCCACAGAGAUAUCACUACUUCUUAGUGCUGGAUUUUGAGGCUACGUGUGAUAAACCACAGAUUCAUCCUCAGGAAAUCAUCGAAUUCCCUAUCCUGAAGCUGAAUGGCAGGACGAUGGAGAUCGAAUCCACCUUUCACAUGUAUGUUCAGCCUGUGGUGCAUCCCCAGCUUACGCCCUUCUGUACAGAGCUGACUGGGAUUAUUCAAGGCAUGGUGGAUGGGCAGCCGAGCCUCCAGCAAGUGCUUGAGAGGGUUGACGAGUGGAUGGCGAAGGAAGGCCUCUUAGAUCCCAGCGUCAAGUCGAUUUUUGUGACCUGUGGAGACUGGGAUUUGAAAGUGAUGUUACCAGGACAAUGCCAGUACUUAGGGCUGCCGGUUGCUGAUUACUUCAAACAGUGGAUUAAUCUGAAAAAGGCGUACAGCUUUGCCAUGGGGAGUUGGCCAAAGAACGGGCUCUUAGACAUGAACAAAGGACUGAACCUACAGCACAUAGGGAGGCCUCACAGCGGGAUAGACGACUGUAAGAACAUCGCCAACAUCAUGAAGACACUGGCCCAUAGAGGCUUCAUCUUCAAGCAGACCUCCAAACCCUUUUGAUCCCCAAGGCAAGCCAGGCAAGGGCUGCAUGUGCCCGGCGCCGGCGAGGCGGGGAGGACGGGCUCCAGCAUUAAAAUAAAACGGCAACCGAGGCCAGAGGAACCGACACAAAAAAUCUCAAUUUCAGCUGUUAACUCCAGUAGAGGUUGUAUAUAUGGGAAGGCAAAUCUGUGUAGACCUGAUGUGACUCCCUCUCUGGGCUGCUCCGGACAUUAUGCCAUGCUAGCGGACAGCCGCGUAGGGCGCUUGCACCACAUUUUAGACUCGUAGUUUGUUCUUUUUCUUUGGCUCCCGAU